Cladocopium goreaui is the source of this 157-nucleotide messenger RNA. The record is from the annotation of a GenBank genome assembly. Lineage: Eukaryota; Dinophyceae; Suessiales; Symbiodiniaceae.
GCUCUUGGGGGUCAACGGUGCUGGAAAGACGACAACAAUGAGAAUGAUCACAGGAGACACAGAUGUGACGAAAGGGGAUGUGCUCGUAGGUGGUGCUAGUGUCCAGGCACAGCGUGAUGCAGCACGCCGGCGCUUGGGCUACUGCCCCCAGUUCGAU